CGAGCCUGCCCCUGUUUACUUGCUUUGUCAGCGGUGUCCCCGCAGUGGAUCUUAUUUAGAUCACCUGCUGCCGACCAGAAACCUUGGACCUUCUCUUUAUCUCACUGACAUCAUAUCAUCAGCACUUUACUAUCAAGAAGCAUUUUUUUUCUUUUCCUCUUGCGGACCUUGCACGGAGGAGGCGUAGUGGACGGGGGCGGGGGUGGGUGGGUUGCGAAUCGGGUUCACAUGAUUUUGUAGGUUCACCGGAAAGAUGACGUUAAAAUCCAAUAAAAACGAACCGGCUCUCAUCCUGGAGCCUGUGAACUCUGCCCGGUCAGCCCUCUCCGAUCUCUACCUGGAGCAGCUCCUUCAAAACAAACCAAAGUCUGACAAGCAGGUAGUUAUGCAAAGCUUGGAGAGCAAAGGGGCGGAGGUUUACACCAACGGAAGCGCCAAAUACAUGAACGGCACCGAGCUGACCAAGAUGAAAGAAGUGGCGUUUGAAAAGAACCCCUCAGAGCCGAUGGGCGUCACUCUGAAAAUGAACGACAAACAACGGUGCACCGUGGCCAGAAUAUUGCACGGGGGCUUGAUACACAGACAAGGAUCCUUACAUGAAGGCGACGAGAUCGCAGAAAUCAAUGGGAAAAGUGUGACUAAUCAAACAGUAGAUCAGCUCCAAAAGAUCCUGAAAGAAACCAACGGAUUAGUCACAAUGAAGAUCAUUUCUAACCAGAGGAGUCGAUCCAAAGCCUGCGAGACAUACAUGAGGGCUCAGUUCAACUACGACCCCUCCACGGAUGAGCUCAUCCCGUGCAAAGAGGCGGGGCUGCGUUUUCAAACCGGCGACAUCAUCCAAAUCAUCAACAAGCAGGAUCCCAACUGGUGGCAGGGCACCGUGGAGAGCAGCGCCGCCAACUUUGCUGGACUCAUACCAUCGCCAGAGCUCCAAGAAUGGAGGGUGGCAAGUAAAAGCAACGGCAAGGAGGGCAGUCAGUCCUGGAGCCCAUUUGGAAAGAAAAAGAAGUGCAAAGACAAGUACCUGGCCAAGCACAGCUCAAUUUUUGACCAGCUGGAUGUGAUUUCCUACGAGGAAGUUGUCAAGCUCCCUGCUUUCGAACGAAAAACCUUGGUGCUCAUUGGUGCCCCCGGUGUUGGGAGGAGCCACAUCAAAAAUUCCCUGCUGACCAAAUACCCUGAGAAAUUUUCCUACCCUGUACCGCACACCACCAGAGCUCAGCGUAAGGAUGAGGAGAACGGGCAGGAGUAUUAUUUCAUCUCUAAUGAAGCCAUGACGAAGGGCAUCUCCAACAACGAGCUGCUGGAGUACGGCAGCUUUCAGGGAAAUAUGUUUGGUACCAAAAUGGAGACCAUUCGUAAGAUCCACGAGCAGGGGAAAAUUGCGCUGCUGGACGUAGAACCGCAGACAUUGAAGGUCUUGCGAACUGCUGAUUUUGCUCCUCUUGUGGUGUUCAUCGCGCCCACCAACACAGCUCCGCAGGUACGACAUCCGUACUCCGAUAAACUACACACGACUCCACGCGGCUCACGGUCUCGCGUGUUACGUCUCCCCCAGACGGAGAACCUGCGGAUGAUCCAGAAGGAGUCCGACGCCAUCCUGACGGCAUACAGACACGUCUUCGACGUGGUUAUGGUCAACAACGACGUGGACGAGAGCGUGAAAGGCGUGGAGGAGGCCCUGGAGCAGGCCACCUCCACACCGCAGUGGGUGCCGGUCUCGUGGGUGUACUGAUGGACGGCGGACACCAGCGUCAUAUCUCGUUAUCUUCUGAAAGCAGUGCAAUAUCACUCCUUACACAAAACCUCUGAGUUAGUGAUGUCCCAAAUGUGAAUGGGUUUAUUUUUGGGUACAUUUUCAGAGAUGUUUUGCAUGUGUGCAUUAUUAAAAAAAGAAAAAAAACAAGCAAUAUUUAGAAAGAUUUAUAUCAGAAAGCAGAGACCCUCAGCAGGGAUUUAUUAUAUGGUUGUUCACUUAUUUGUGCUGAAGGCUUUUGAGGGUGCCGUACAACUUUGUGAUGGUUGUAUUGUGAGUACAUGCAAAACAGGACCGCAACUGUGAAUGAAAUCCUCCCUUGUAAGUGAUUGGAUUUUAUUACUACAUCACCACGUCGUUAUCUCUUUGGUUCAUAGAUCAGGGCGAGGUUUUUGGUGGAACAGCACAUGUACCCGUCUUCUUCAGACCUGUCACAGCUCAAAUUGUAUACCUCGUUCAGUAGGCAGUUAAAAGGCACUUUUACAAAUAUAUUAAAUUUCCCAGCUCUGUUGCAA
Molecule: messenger RNA, 2271 nt
Organism: Dunckerocampus dactyliophorus (ringed pipefish)
Lineage: Eukaryota; Metazoa; Chordata; Actinopteri; Syngnathiformes; Syngnathidae
Gene: mpp1
Product: MAGUK p55 scaffold protein 1
Exons: 11
Coding region: 254-1735 (493 amino acids)
Cellular component (GO): plasma membrane; cell-cell junction
Molecular function (GO): signaling receptor binding
Source: RefSeq, a predicted model, not a curated record